UCUCCUCCAUUCGCUUCGCUAGCUCUUUACACAGAGUCCCCCGCAGCAGGCUAGGCUAGCAGAAGCAGAUCGAUGGCGCUCUCUGGUCGCAUGGCCGCAUCCGCCCUCCUCCUUCUGGUCCUCCUCGUCGCCACAGAGAUGGGGGCGCCGACGAGGAAGGUGGCGGAGGCGCGGGACUGCCUGUCCAAGAGCCACAAGUUCAAGGGCGCGUGCCUCAGCAGCAGCAACUGCGCCAGCAUCUGCCGCACCGAGAACUUCCCCGGCGGCGAGUGCAAGCUCGACUCCUUCGCGCGCAAGUGCUUCUGCAAGAGAGUCUGCUAGCUUUGCCCUGCUCGAUGCUACCUACGGUUGCUAGAUCAUCCCGCGCCGGUAGCCUAGAUCUGUUCGUCAGUGCUUGUUCCUGUGUGUCCCGCAAUAAUAAAGUAGAGAAUCAAUCGGGGUCUCGAUGGUCUAGUUGGCCGUAAGUCGUGCUUUUCUUUUGCUGCUUUGUGUGUGUUUGUUAUGUGACAACACAAGGUCGUUGUUUCAGCAUGGACGGACAUGUGCAACGCAUCUUUCUGUCUCUCUGAUCGUUCGUUUGCUGCUACUAAAUUCGAAGAGAAAUGCUAUUGUUGUGACUGCUGGUACAUUUUAA
Messenger RNA from Triticum aestivum (bread wheat), 634 nucleotides. Its product is annotated as defensin-like protein CAL1. Gene Ontology annotation, biological process: defense response. The record is from RefSeq and is a predicted model, not a curated record. Bases 73 to 321 code for a protein of 82 amino acids. NCBI's taxonomy places the organism in Eukaryota, Viridiplantae, Streptophyta, Magnoliopsida, Poales, Poaceae. The transcript is spliced from 2 exons.